AGCAGUAGUAGAAAGUUCAUCGCAAAGGUACAUAAAUUAUGAAUUGAAAUUUAUACGUCAUCUUUAUUUGUGGUUUGUGUAAAAUAUAUUUCACAAACUCUCUAUAUAUUUGGUACUCGUUAUUCAUACGAUUAACGUAGUAUUUUGUCGGCCAUAUUUUAUUUUCCAGCUGAUCUUAAAAGUUCUCGGGAAGGCUUUGAGACUUAACAAGAUGCUGAGACAAAGGUUGUUGGCUGUUCUGAAGAACCAGGUACCGCUUCUGAAACGCAAUGUCGGCAUCUGCGCGCCGGCACUCCAAAAAGCGACAGAUCCCAUUCAGCAACUUUUCAUCGAUAAAGUGAGAGAGUACAGUAAGAAGAGCAGCGCCGCGGGGGGCAAGCUGGUGGACCCGACCCCAGAGAUCCAGAAGGAGCUGCAGACGGAACUGGACAAGCUGGCGAAGCAGUACGGCGGCGGCGAGGGCGUGGACAUGACUCAGUUCCCGACGUUCAAGUUCCCAGAACCACAACUGGACCCUAUCAACCAGACAUCGUAAAGUGCCAGCUGAAUAGUAAACUCUUAAAGCAAUAUUAUGUGUGUAAAUUAUAAUACUUAAAAAUAUAUAUAUUAAGAAACCAA
Bacillus rossius redtenbacheri is the source of this 618-nucleotide messenger RNA. It is a transcript of the gene ATPsynCF6, whose product is annotated as ATP synthase-coupling factor 6, mitochondrial. The transcript is spliced from 4 exons. The coding region runs from base 212 to 535 and encodes 107 amino acids. Lineage: Eukaryota; Metazoa; Arthropoda; Insecta; Phasmatodea; Bacillidae. Gene Ontology annotation, biological process: proton motive force-driven ATP synthesis. The record is from RefSeq and is a predicted model, not a curated record. Gene Ontology annotation, molecular function: proton transmembrane transporter activity.